Messenger RNA from Phalaenopsis equestris, 1053 nucleotides. Its product is annotated as probable xyloglucan endotransglucosylase/hydrolase protein 26. Gene Ontology annotation, cellular component: cell wall; apoplast. Gene Ontology annotation, biological process: xyloglucan metabolic process; cell wall biogenesis. Gene Ontology annotation, molecular function: hydrolase activity, hydrolyzing O-glycosyl compounds; xyloglucan:xyloglucosyl transferase activity. The record is from RefSeq and is a predicted model, not a curated record. Lineage: Eukaryota; Viridiplantae; Streptophyta; Magnoliopsida; Asparagales; Orchidaceae.
AUGCAUUCUAGACUGCAGAAAGUCAAGGAGCUAGUGCAAGAUAGGGGUGGGGAUGAUGAUGAUGAUGACGAGAGGGCGCGUGAGGAUGAGGAGGAUCAGUGUGUAGAAUGUAGCAUUAAAAUAGGGUUUUCAAUUUUUUCAGAUGGUACAGGUUUCCGACAACUUCUCGACGAUUCUCCGACAAUCUAUCGAACAAGCGACCCCUUGCUGAGCAAAGUUGAUGCAGCAAACUUCUUUCAGGAUACUUUCUUCAACUGGGGAUAUCAGAACUCUGCAAUUUGGGGCAGUGGUGAUAAUCUCGCUCUGCUGCUCGAUCGAAACUCAGGCUCAGGCAUUCAAACCAAGAACCAGUUUCUCUUUGGCAGCAUAGAGAUGCAAAUAAAACUUGUUUCUGGGAAUUCAGCAAAAGUCAAGGAGCUAGUGUGCGCAGGAACAGUCACUGCCUAUUAUAUGUCGUCGACCGGAGACCAACAUGAUGAGAUUGAUUUUGAGUUUUUGGGAAAUGUUUCUGGACAACCAUACACCAUUCACACAAAUGUUUUUGUGAAUGGGGUAGGCCAAAGGGAGCAGCAGUUCUAUCCUUGGUUUGAUCCAACUGCAGAUUUCCAUAACUACACCAUUCACUGGAAUCCAAGCCAGAUUGUUUGGUUCGUUGAUGGAAUACCAAUCAGAGUGUACAGAAACUACGAAAAAAUUGGCAUCCCCUACCCGAAAUCUCGAGCCAUGAAGGUUUAUUCAAGCUUAUGGAAUGCUGAUAACUGGGCUACCAGAGGAGGGUUGGUGAAGAUUGAUUGGAGCAGUGCUCCAUUUAUAGCAAGAUAUAGAGAAUUGAAGCUGCGAGCUUGUUACUGGUAUGGACAAGGAAGCACUCAAUAUUGUUCAUGGAACACACCCAAGAAUUGGUGGGCAUCUCCUCAAUAUAGUAAGUUGGGCUAUGCUCAGCUUGGUCAGCUGGAAUGGGUGAGGAAUAACUAUAUGAUUUAUGAUUAUUGCAAGGAUGUGUAUAGGUUUCAUGGCAAGAUGCCUUUGGAAUGUUUUCAGCCAUUGUUGUGA